UAGAAGAAAAAGAAGACGGAGCUACAGCCUAGUCGAAGGCAAGCCAAAGAGCCGACACUCGCACAAAGGCGCAGGGGGGAUUAGCUUUAUGCGGAAUUGGAGACAGAAUCGGUGGAUCCGUGGUGAAAGAAUGACGAGCGAAAAGUAUGCAACCGCCGUGGUACAUUACCUGAGGUGAAACGAGAAAAUGAUAGAAGAAACACACCCAAACGAUGACAGCUACAUCGUGCGUGUGAAAGCGGUGGUGAUGACGCGGGACGACUCGAGCGGUGGCUGGCUGGCCCAGGACGGGGGCGCUCUGACCAGGGUGGGGGUGUGCCGCCUCCUGCCAACAGAGCUGGUGCCCGUGCCGGCCUCCAGCUGCUCCCAGUUCCUCAUCCGUGGUGAGCGGCUGCGGGACAAACAGGUGAUCCUGGACUGUCCGCUGAGGAAGGACUUGGUGUACACCAUAGCAACGCCCACGUUUCACCAUUGGAAGGUGGAGGACAGGAAGUGCGGCCUGUCUUUCCAGAGUCCAGCUGAUGCGAGGGCUUUCGACAGGGGGGUACGGAAAGCCAUCGAUGACCUUGCUGAAGGCUCCACAACCUCCUCUACAGCACUCCAGACCGAGGGCGAGCUGGGCGACGACGACGUCUUUACUAACACCACAGACAGCUCAUCCAACUCCUCCCAGAAACUGGAGAGCUCUCUGCAGCCGCUAGAGUCCUCGCCCCUUCCGCAGAGACACAAGUGUAUGCUGGGACAUCGUCACGACCUCCAUGACCCCUAUCGGCUCUCAGACCACUACUUUUUGGACCAGCCCCUGUCUCGGAUUCCUCGCCAUGUCACCUUCCAGGAGGAUGAAGAAAUCGUCCGCAUCAACCCACGGGAGCGCAGCUGGGAGCGAACUUCCGAGCGUGUCCAUGGUCGCCCGUCAGACCGCUCCUGGCUCACGGGCUACGAGGACUACCGCCACGCCACUGUGCGUGACAAGUUCAUCCAAAUGGACGACACUGAGUCCUACGUCCACUUCGCCAAGACGGAGUCGCAGAAGCACGACUACACUUACCCGCUGGCGCCGGCCCUGUCGCCCUCAGACUCUGACCCAGCUCUCGGACCCUUGACCAAUAAGGGCCAAGGCGGCUCGUAUCGCCAAGGCUUCUCCUCUGUGGUCUCCAACCAGCCCCGUUCCUUCCUCCCGAGCUCUUCCCCGUCCACUAAUGGCGGGAAGGGGCGGAAGCAGGACGGGAUGGAACGCGCUCAAUGCGAGCACUGUGGCGAGGCCUUUUACAUCACCAACAAUCGGAGAGGCCGAUGCCAGGAUGCGCCGGACCCUGUGCGGGCGUGCAUCCGGCGGGUCAGCUGCAUGUGGCUGGCAGACACCAUGCUCUACCACUGCAUGUCCGACCCAGAGGGGGACUACUCAGACCCCUGCUCCUGUGACGGGGGCGAGGGCAGCGGCGGAGGCCGAUUUGGCACACGCUGGUUAGCCCUGCUCGGCUUGUCUCUUGUGGCGCCCUGCCUCUGCCUUUACCCGCCUCUCCACGCUUGCCACCGGGCGGGGCUCGUGUGCGGCUGCUGCGGAGGCCGACACAAGGCGCUGAGCUGAGCCGAGCCCUCCACGCUCGGAAAAAGGCAAAAACCUUAACCCAACGCAAGCACAGGGAAAGGGAAGGAUGGGGGAAGACAGGGAGGGGACAAGUGGUCAUGGCUGCUCGCUCUCUUGCCUUGGUUUCUCUGGGUUUCUCUACAAAUUCCAGACACUGAAAUAAGCCAAAAAAAAAAAACAGUUGGUGCAUUUUCUGAACGGCCUGGGAAGAUAAGCUCCCCCUUACGGCAGACAGUUCUCUCAGCUCUCCACGUGGCCAUUUCAUGCUGUUUCCAGUGAGAGAGCGCUCUUUUUCAGGGGGCCUUUUUUUUUUUUUUUUUUUUUUUUUUAUAGCUGACCUAUAUGUCAUGUAUCACAUAUGCAGGUACUUUAUACUUUGUACACUGACUUGGCGUCAAAGAACUUGAAUUAUUUCUCUUUGUUCUAUUCUUUUCUCUCCUUUGAUGUUCGCGUGGCCAUUUUGUUUAUAUUCUAUUCCAAUAUCAGGCCCGCUCAGCUCUACUCCAGCUACAAGAGAAAUCAGACACUACACCUCUUUGUGUGCGUGCAUGUGCGAGUGUGUGCGUGUGUGUGUGUUUGCGUGUGUAUGUGUGUGUGAAUGGUAUAUGUGCAUGCUUACAAUGUGCGCCGAGGCCUUUUGUUGUCAGUUUUGCAGCUUAUAGUAAAGUUUAUGUAUAUAGUCUAUAUAGCUCUCCACCAUCGACAUCUUCUUUGUUCACUGAAAGAAACGUGGUACUCAUCUUAAUCUAAUAUCCCAAAGAUUUGUGUUUUUAUCCUAUUUAUUUUCUCACUAAAUUGAUCCUACCAGCAAAAAGGGUGCUGGGUUGUGAUUUACUCACUGAAUGAGACGGUGCCUCAAGUCAUUGCUACGAUACUCUUAGCAUUUGUCUCCCUGCUCCUUUCACGUUAUUUCAAACAGUGCCUAAACUAUCACCUAAACCAGGAACCCAUCCAGUCUUUAGAGUUCCAGUCAGUUUUUUUGGCUCAUUUUACUCAACGUACACUUGAAGCAGUGUGAAAUGUUAAGGCUCUGAUUUCCUCAUUUUUCGCAGAAUCUCAGCCAACGGUCCGUGGUCACCUCAAGGACUGGAAAAAGUCAGAGAAACUGUUAAAAAUUGGUGCCCGUUAUUGCCUUAAACCUGUGGAGUUUGGAGAUGGUCACUCUCGCUCCAAUCUUCACCCCAUGUCCCUCCGAAGAUGUCUGCUAUAAUGAAAAGCGUGAGCACGGUUAUGGCUCUAAGCAAUCAGCCUCAUCACGUACACUUAUAAAACUUGGUUUAAACUAUUUUUAUAAUGAAAAGGAACUCUUAAAAAAGUUUCUCAAGUGUGUAAACUAAGGACUUCAGUAUGCCUGCGAUGUACAAUCAGCUCCCCUCUCGUUCAGCCCCUCUCUCUAGUGGAGCCCACCAGUCACAUAUGUGGAACAGCUACAUCCUGCCUGAUGGUGAUUUGAAGGGUUUAAUAAAUUAUUUGACUUUAAAACCAUGUUCAAAGCUUUUCAUAGUAUUCAAAAAGGAAAAUGGAUAUAAAAACCUCCUGGCUAGUUGUCUGACAUACUUGUGAUUGUUUAAGCUCAUAACAGAUGUCUACAACUAGAUUUAAAACUUUAUUUGGCCAGAAAUUGAUGUAAUUUUGACCUUUUUACAUGCACAAUGCUACUAGAACUAUGUUGUGAGUCUUCAACUAUCAAAGAUGAGACUAAAUGUACUUCAUUUGUUAAAGGAAUAGUUUGACAUGUUGGGAAAUACACUCAUUCGCUUUCUUGCCAAGACGUGGGUGAGAGGAAUGAUACCACACAUCUCUGUACAUUAAUAUGAAGCUAACCUGCAGCUGAAAUGCGGCUAGUUUAGCUUCGUAUAAAAACUAAAGAACGGGGAAAAUACACAGAAACAUUUAAAUGCAUGUUAAUUAAUUAGGCUCAAGUCUUUCUGGUAAGGCAAGAUAACAUCUCUGUAGCUGUAGUUUCAUAUUAUCAGGCAUAGAUAUGAGAGUGGUAUUGAUUCCCAGCAACAAAGUGAAUGAAUCUAUUUCCCAAAAUGUUGAACUCUUCCUUUUUAAAGCUUAAUUAUGAGAGAUUAACAUGAGACAACUUGCUGAAAACCACAGUGACAUGUAACUAGCGUGCUCUAUCCCUCUCAGUCCUACAGUAUUUAUGUUUUCCUUCCCAUGCUCGCUCUGGUAUCAUCAUCAUGCCCACAGGCGUCAUAUUUUUGACAAGAGCUUGACAGAUGUACAAAAACAGGUAUUGGAGGGAAAAUUUUAAAAAACGCUGUACUACCUGCUUGCGACACGGCAGACAGCCAAUCACACUCUCACACUGAAAGCACAACACUAAACUGACAACCGCUUGGGUGCUUCUUUUUUUCUUUUUUUUUCCUUGCUUUGUCUAAGCCUGGUUGAUGGCAGCAUCAGGGAUGUAACCGGGAACACAAUGAGCUGGUUAGAAUUUUUUUUUUUUUUUUUUUAUGGAAAAGAAAAGGGGGCGUUAUCUCCAAAAAAAACCCCAACAACAACAACAACAACAAAAAAAACAAAAACAGCUGAAAUCCUGGAAACAAACAUCCAUCUCUGAUUGUUGUGGGAUGAUGAAGGAAAUGUCACUUACUGUAGUUGAAAUACAGAAUGCCUGAGGAUGUCCUUUUUCCUUCUCUGGUUGUGUCUGUCUCAUACAUCCUGUCCUGUGCACCGGUUUGUACGUCCUUGGUGUGUGUGCGUGUGUGUGUGUGUGUGUGUGUGUGUGUGUGCGUGCGUGCAUAUGCGUGUGUCAGCGUUUAAUAAUUUUUCUCUGUCCUGUCCGGUGUUUGUGUGUGUUCUCACAUGUCAGAGCCAUUUACAAGUGCCUGAACGCAUCCUCUUUAUCUCCUUGUGUAUUUAAAUCGAAAAAAUUAAAGAAACGACUCCCUGUAUUGAAUUAGACCCAUUUUUUACGCUUAGUAUUUUUACCUCUGUAAAAAAAGAGCAAAAAUUAUAUUAUAUAUAUCAAGUGUAUGUUGUACAUUUUUAUUUCUAUUUUGUUUUUUUAAAUAACUGUUUCUAACAUGUACGAUGGAUGUAGCUCUUGCUUUUCGAGAAGGAACAGGAAGUACUUUGUAGAUACUGAAGGGUGGCCAGGUCUGUGAGAAAACUAAAGUGAAAUGUGUGUCUUACUUUCCGCCUCCAAUAAAAUGAGAGAAAACAG
Molecule: messenger RNA, 4766 nt
Organism: Scomber japonicus (chub mackerel)
Lineage: Eukaryota; Metazoa; Chordata; Actinopteri; Scombriformes; Scombridae
Product: sprouty-related, EVH1 domain-containing protein 2-like
Exons: 6
Coding region: 188-1588 (466 amino acids)
Biological process (GO): negative regulation of MAPK cascade; multicellular organism development
Cellular component (GO): membrane
Molecular function (GO): protein kinase binding
Source: RefSeq, a predicted model, not a curated record